GACAGAGGAACAGAAACAGAGUUGAGCCCUUCGAGAAGAGAGGCUGCACUGGGAGAGCCGGAGGUUACCGGUACAUCAGUCCGCACGCGACCAGAGCCUUAUUAGUGGGACGACAGCCGGGUGGGCAUGUACCAUGUACGGGGGGUCCCUGAACGGUACGUAGGGGUGACAGAAAAGCCCGCGUCCGAUUCAAAGCGGAGUUUGAUGUGCGCGGCAGUCCGAGGAGGUAAAUCCCAGAUCGGGGGUUUUUUUUGUUUCGUCCCUUUUUUUGUUUUCUUUUCCUUUUUCCGUUUCUUCCCUUUUUUUCUUCAAAUCCUUUGCUCAAAACCCCCGAGCCCAAUGUUCGGAGGGAGCAGCAGCGAGAGUCAGUGCGAGACCAAGGAAGGAUUCGAGGAUUCAAAACCUGAAACAGAAUUCAAGUCGAGCCGAAUAAGAUGAUGGACGGCACGCCGUAUUAGUACACAGACAUGAUGUAUGUACUCGUAAAAGUGUCCGAGGAGGAGACCAGACCAGCUGCUAGAUACAACUAGGUCUUAGUAGUAUCGAGGUUAGCCGUCAG
Trichoderma harzianum CBS 226.95 is the source of this 559-nucleotide messenger RNA. RefSeq lists its product as hypothetical. Lineage: Eukaryota; Fungi; Ascomycota; Sordariomycetes; Hypocreales; Hypocreaceae. The transcript has a single exon. The coding region runs from base 127 to 438 and encodes 103 amino acids. The record is from RefSeq and is a predicted model, not a curated record.